Molecule: messenger RNA, 3467 nt
Organism: Rattus rattus (black rat)
Lineage: Eukaryota; Metazoa; Chordata; Mammalia; Rodentia; Muridae
Gene: Jade2
Product: jade family PHD finger 2
Exons: 13
Coding region: 629-3334 (901 amino acids)
Biological process (GO): regulation of transcription by RNA polymerase II
Cellular component (GO): histone acetyltransferase complex
Source: RefSeq, a predicted model, not a curated record
UGUGAGUGAGCGAGUGGAGGGGCGGGGUAUGUGUGUGAGUGUGUGAAGUGUGAGCCGACCUGAUGGGACUUGCACGGGCUCAGCCGGCGCUCGGGCCCGGCCCUGGGGACAGGGCGGGCUGGGGGCGCCCCGGAGUCCACGAGGAGUCCGGGCCCGCGUGCAGGCGGACGGGUGACCGUGCAGGGCACCCCCCCGGGGGGGCCGCAACGCUACCUGGGACUGUCGCCGGAGCCAAACAACUGGGAAGGGGGGGGACACGACAGGGGGGUGCCGGGAGCGGAGAUCCGAGUGAAUUAGAAAAAAGUGGCUACUCCCCCUCCCUCUCUUCUUGCCCGCCCCCACCCCACCCCCACCCCAACACAUUUUUUCCCCCUCUAAAGAGAUCACAAGGAAGUCUUGGUUUAAAAAGAAACAGAAACAUACACAGGGGGUUGGUGAAUGGUGCCGACCGCGGCCAUCGCAGUUGGAGGCUAUUUUUUGGGGGGGUGAGUAGCGUCCAUGGAGUUACUUUGCGCCCACUCCUAGUGGCACCAGCUCUGGGCUGGAGGGCUGACCAUCUUCCCAGCAGGGGUGCGGGGCUUGGGGGACGCUGCGGCCCGGUCGCCUCCCUCGCCACGACCCCGGAUGGAUGCGCGCCCCCCGCCCUCCCGCGCCGGCCCCAGGAGCUCCUGGCUUCAGGAGCAUCCUUCCCGCGCCGGCCCCCGCCGCGGCGCGUAGCCGAGGGCAGCGCCCCUCGGGAGGGCACCGCGGAGCAAGGGCCCCAGGCGAACACACCAGCCCUCCAGGCCCUCCUGUCCCAUCUUCCUUGGGCGGGUUGGAACUUGCAGAGCAAUCUACUAAGCAGAUGGAAGAGAAGAGACGAAAAUACUCCAUCAGCAGCGACAACUCUGACACCACUGACGGUCACGUGACAUCCACAUCAGCAUCAAGAUGUUCCAAACUGCCCAGCAGUACCAAGUCGGGCUGGCCCCGGCAGAACGAAAAGAAGCCCUCAGAGGUUUUCCGGACAGACUUGAUCACAGCCAUGAAGAUCCCAGAUUCCUACCAGCUCAGCCCGGAUGACUACUACAUCCUGGCGGACCCAUGGCGACAAGAAUGGGAGAAAGGUGUGCAGGUACCUGCUGGAGCGGAGGCCAUUCCAGAGCCCGUGGUGAGGAUCCUCCCACCACUAAAAGGCCCCCCUACACUGAUGUCCCCAGAGAGCCCCACACUUGGUGAGGGUGCCCAUCCUGACUGGCCAGGAGGCAGCCGCUAUGACCUAGAUGAAAUUGAUGCGUACUGGUUGGAACUUCUCAACUCAGAGCUCAAGGAGAUGGAGAAACCCGAGCUGGACGAGCUGACGUUGGAGCGUGUUCUGGAGGAACUAGAGACGUUGUGCCACCAGAAUAUGGCCCAGGCCAUCGAGACACAGGAGGGGCUGGGCAUCGAGUACGAUGAGGACGUGGUCUGCGACGUGUGCCGCUCCCCUGAAGGCGAGGAUGGAAACGAGAUGGUCUUCUGUGACAAAUGCAAUGUCUGUGUGCACCAGGCAUGCUACGGGAUCCUCAAGGUGCCUACGGGCAGCUGGCUGUGCCGGACCUGUGCCCUGGGAGUCCAGCCUAAGUGCCUGCUCUGCCCCAAGCGAGGAGGAGCCUUGAAGCCCACCAGAAGUGGGACCAAGUGGGUACACGUCAGCUGUGCCCUGUGGAUUCCUGAGGUCAGCAUUGGCUGUCCAGAGAAGAUGGAGCCCAUUACCAAGAUCUCACAUAUUCCGGCCAGCCGCUGGGCCCUGUCCUGCAGCCUCUGCAAGGAGUGCACGGGAACCUGCAUCCAGUGUUCCAUGCCUUCCUGCGUCACAGCAUUCCACGUUACGUGCGCCUUUGACCGAGGCCUGGAAAUGCGGACUAUAUUAGCCGACAAUGACGAGGUCAAGUUCAAGUCACUUUGCCAGGAGCACAGUGACGGGGGCCCUCGAAGUGAGCCUAAUUCUGAGCCUGUGGAGCCCAGCCAGGCCGUUGAGGAUCUGGAAAAGGUGACCCUACGCAAGCAGCGGCUGCAGCAGCUGGAGGAAAACUUCUAUGAGCUGGUGGAGCCGGCUGAGGUGGCUGAACGGCUAGACCUGGCUGAGGCACUGGUGGACUUCAUCUACCAGUACUGGAAGCUGAAGAGGAGAGCUAAUGCCAACCAGCCACUGCUGACGCCCAAGACCGACGAGGUGGACAACCUGGCCCAGCAGGAGCAGGAUGUCCUUUAUCGACGCCUGAAGCUUUUCACCCACCUGCGGCAGGACCUGGAGAGGGUGAGGAACCUGUGCUACAUGGUGACAAGGCGAGAGAGAACGAAGCACACCAUCUGUAAGCUUCAGGAGCAGAUAUUCCAUCUGCAGAUGAAACUCAUGGAGCAAGAUCUUUGCAGAGAGCCUUCUGGGAGGAGAUCAAAGGGCAAGAAGAAUGACUCAAAAAGGAAAGGCCGAGAGGGUCCCAAGGGCAGCAGCCCUGAGAAGAAAGAAAAAAUGAAGGCUGGGCCGGAGUCUGUGCUGGGGCAGCUGGGCCUGUCCACCUCGUUCCCCAUCGAUGGCACUUUCUUCAACAGCUGGUUGGCACAGUCUGUUCAGAUCACAGCCGAGGACAUGGCCAUGAGCGAGUGGUCUUUGAACAGUGGGCACCGGGAGGAUCCUGCUCCGGGGCUGCUGUCAGAGGAAUUGCUACAAGAUGAGGAAACACUGCUCAGCUUCAUGAGGGACCCCUCGCUACGACCCGGCGACCCUGCCAGGAAGGCCCGAGGCCGCACUCGCCUGCCUGCCAAGAAGAAACCACCCCCGCUGCAGGAUGGGCCCAGUGCACGGACCACUCCAGAAAAGCCAGCCAAGAAGGCCUGGGCCCAGGACGGCAAGGGCACGCAAGGACCACCCGCGAGGAAGCCACCACGGAGGACGUCUUCUCAUUUGCCGUCCAGCCCUGCAGCUGGGGACUGUCCUGUCCCAGCAACACUGGAAAGUCCUCCAACACUGGCCUCCGAGAUCCUGGACGAGACAGUCCCCGCGGCUUCCGACUUGAAUGUCCAAGUGCCUGGCCCUACAGUGAGCCCCAAACCCUUGGGCAGGCUCCGGCCACCCCGAGAGAUGAAGGUCAGUCGGAAAUCUCCGGGUGCUAGGUCUGAUGCUGGGACAGGACUGCCGUCUACGGUGGCCGAGAGGCCAAAGGUCAGCCUGCAUUUCGACACCGAGGCUGACGGCUACUUCUCUGAUGAGGAGAUGAGCGAUUCUGAUGUAGAGGCAGAGAACAGGGGGGUACAACGGGCUUCCAGGGAGGCAGGAGCAGAGGAGGUGGUUCGCAUGGGGGUGCUGGCCUCCUAACUCACCCAGGCCCUACUCUGGUCCCCUACAAGGCCUCAGCCCAACCACAACUGCCAUUUCCAACUGCUGAGUGUCUCAGACCCACCACUCCGUCGUGGUUUUAUUUUUAAUAUAGAGAGAGUUCUGAAUUCCA